AUGUGCCUUUUUCGUGCAGCCAAACUGUCCAACUCUGCUGGUACAGCUCUGGACGUCUUUGUGCUCUCCGGUUGUGCAUUUCUGAUGGCCGGUCUUCUCCAUCUUUGCCUGUUUGUUCCAAACGAGUGCCUUAUCUCCUCCGGCGAGGACGGAGGCAAUCUAGAGCCUUCUUUUACGACCGACAACUUGGCCAAAGGAGGACUGUGCUGGACGCCUAGUCGCCGGCAUAAAUUGGGCGACACAGGUCGGGAGCGGGAAAAGGACGAAUGGGAUGGAGGAUACACAUAA
Molecule: messenger RNA, 288 nt
Organism: Protopolystoma xenopodis
Lineage: Eukaryota; Metazoa; Platyhelminthes; Monogenea; Polystomatidea; Polystomatidae
Source: the annotation of a GenBank genome assembly